Messenger RNA from Synchytrium microbalum, 564 nucleotides. RefSeq lists its product as uncharacterized. The coding region runs from base 1 to 564 and encodes 187 amino acids. The record is from RefSeq and is a predicted model, not a curated record. The transcript is spliced from 6 exons. Lineage: Eukaryota; Fungi; Chytridiomycota; Chytridiomycetes; Synchytriales; Synchytriaceae.
AUGGAGCUCCCAGUGACUACAUAUAAACGAAGCGAUUAUAUAGAGACUGACACUGGAAACAAAGUCAGUCGAAACUCGACCAUCUCGGGAAGUCAAAACAUCAUUCUUGGCGGCAAGACCAUCAUUCAAGACAAUUGUGUUGUAAGGGGUGAUUUGCGAAGAACUGGUGGAGGACACUCAGUCGUGGUCUCUAUUGGACGAUAUUGUUUGCUGGGACAACGAUGUAUUGUUAGGCCACCGUACAGGACUUACAAAGGGGUAUUCAGCUACUAUCCAAUGAAAAUUGGAGACUAUGUACAUAUCGGCGAGGACUCGAUCGUGGAAGCAGCUACAAUUGGAUCUCAUGUUAUGAUUGGCAAGAAUUGUGUACUUGGUCGAUUCUCUUGGAUCAAAGACUGCUGCAGGAUAUUAGACGGAACCGUGAUUCCACCAAACACUGUGAUCCCCUCGUUCUCCGUAUACGGAGGCAACCCAGGUCGCUUGGUGGAUGUAUUGAGUGAAAGUGCUCAGGAUGUAUAUGAAGCACUGACAAAGGACUAUUAUCACUCAAAAUUCGUGUUAUAA